GAGGGGAGGGGGUAGAAGCUAGCCUAGCUACCACCAGCCAGAUAAACACUCAGCGGUGGCUUGCGGACUCGCAGCAGUAACAUGGCGGCACAGUUAGCCAACGCUAACGUCGUUCCACCGUCGCCUUCGCGAAGGUCAGCUCAGCCCGUGACGCACGGAAUCUAACCCAGAAGAGGACGGACGACUUGAGCACUAACACAAGUGGACGAGGCUCGGCGCUUUCCUGAUGUUGUCGUCUCGCAGCGAUGGCCUGAGGGACUCUGCGCACUGAAACCAAGGCUGAUAUGCGUUGAGGAUGAGCGGUAUCGGGGAAAACUCUUCCGACCCUGCCCGGGCAGAGUCGCGAAAACGUAAAGAAUGUUCCGCAGAACUCCUUGGACCCAGUCCCAAGCGGAGCAACGAGAAACGCAACCGCGAGCACGAGAACAAAUACAUCGAGGAGCUGGCCGAGCUGAUCUUCGCCAACUUCAACGACAUCGACAACUUCAACGUCAAGCCCGACAAAUGUGCCAUCCUGAAGGAGACGGUCAAGCAGAUCCGGCAAAUCAAGGAGCAAGAAAAAGCUGCCGCCGCCAACGAGGAGGAGGUGCAGAAGUCGGACGUUUCGUCGACGGGCCAGAGCUUGAUUGACAAGGAUGCUUUGGGACCCAUGAUGCUGGAGGCCCUGGACGGCUUCUUCUUCGUGGUGAACAUGGAGGGCAACAUCGUGUUUGUCUCGGAGAACGUGACGCAGUACCUGCACUACAACCAGGAGGAGCUGAUGAACACCAGCGUCUACAGCGUGCUGCACGUCGGAGACCACGCCGAGUUCAUCAAGAACCUGCUGCCCAAAUCCCUCGUGAACGGCGUGCCGUGGUCCAGCGAGGGUCCGAGGCGAAACAGCCACACCUUCAACUGCCGAAUGCUGGUCAACCCGCACAGUGAGAGCCCCGAGCAGGCCCACGAGCACGAGCCGCCGCAGCAGCAGAAGUACGAGACCAUGCAGUGCUUCGCCGUGUCGGAGCCCAAGUCCAUCAAGGAGGAAGGCGAUGACUUCCAGUCGUGCCUGAUCUGCGUAGCUCGCCGGGUUCCCAUGAAGGAGAGGCCCAUGUUGCCCACGCACGAGAGCUUCACCACACGCCAAGACCUACAAGGCAAGAUAACCUCACUGGACACCAGCCUGCUGCGGGCCUCCAUGAAGCCGGGCUGGGAGGACCUGGUGCGUCGUUGCAUCCAACGCUUUCACUUGCAAAACGACGGCGAGAUGUCUUUUGCCAAACGGCAUCAACAAGAAGUGCUUCGCCACGGCCAGGCGUUCAGCCCCAUCUACCGCUUCUCUCUCUCGGACGGAACCAUCGUGUCGGCCCACACCAAGAGCAAGCUGGUGCGCUCUCACGCCACCAAUGAACCUCAGCUUUACAUGUCGCUGCAUAUUCUCCAGAGGGAGCAGACGGUGUGCGGCAUGGGCCAGGACAUGGGUCCCGCUGCCCAGGCCCAGGCCGCGGGGAUGGCUCCCAAGCCUGUGAACUCCUCCACCCCCUCCAUGACUCCUCCGACCCCGGGCAGCUUGCCAGGCGCAGGACCUCAGGGCCAAGACAUCAGCAACAGCACGCCUUUCUCGCCGCCGGGCCCCGCCGGGCCCAGAGAGCCAGCGGCCAUGGGGGGACACAUGCAGGGCUACCGCUACGGUUGCCCGCCACCGCACAGCCACGCGGGGGGGAUGCAGCCACCGCAGCAGGGCCAGAACUGGAGAAUGAACAGUCCCUCCCGCGCCAGCCCCAGCCCGGUGGGCGGCCCGCAUCCGCCUCAGCAGAACUGCAUGCUUUCCCCCAGGCAUCGCGGCAGCCCCGGGGGGGCGGCCAGCCCCCGCGUCGGCCUCCACUCUCCCUCCCCAGUGGGAAUGGGCGGCGGCACGGCGGGCGGCCAUGGCAACAGCUACACCAGCAGCUCUCUGUCAGCCCUCCAGGCCCUAAGCGAGUGUCACGGAGUCGGUCACGGGCACACGCUGGGGUCUCCGGAUCGGCGGAUAGGCUCCCCGGCUAGCGCCCCUCCGGGAUCGGGGGCUCAUCCUGUGCCGAGACCCGGACCAGGCUCGUUGGACUCUUUUGAAGCGGGGCAGGGGGUCCACGGGGCGGGCCCGACGGAAAGCAACCCGGCCGACCCGAAAGAGGAGCGUGAGGAUGACGCUCACGCUCGUCUUCACGACAGCAAAGGCCAUACUAAGCUGCUGCAGCUGCUCACCACCAAACCGGAACCUCUGGAGACGCCCCUGUCCCCCAACGCGGGGGCCGAGGGGAAAGAUGGGGCCGGGGUCCGCAGCGGGCUACCCGGAGUGACUACGCAUGCCACAUCCCUCAAAGAGAAACACAAGAUUCUCCACCAGCUGCUCCAGAACAGCACGUCUCCCGUGGACCUGGCCAAGCUCACCGCCGAGGCCACCGGGAAGGAGCUGGGCCAGGAGCAGGGCCAGGGUGCUACCGGCGCAGACGGCGCCCCCAAGCAGGAGCCGCUCAGCCCCAAGAAGAAGGACAAUGCUCUGCUGCGCUACCUGCUGGACAAGGACGAUGGCGGGCUGAAGGACAAGGCGCCCAAGCUAGAGCCUGGAGAGGUCAAGGUGGAAGGGGGGGGCAAACAUCCGCUCGUCAAAACAGAAAAACCAGAUGUCGGCUACGAUCGGGCUGAACAGUCCUCGGAGCUGGACGACAUCCUGAACGACCUGCAGAAUGCCCAGCCGCAGCUGUUUUGUGAGCCGCGGCCUGUCUCGCUGCCCAGCCCCAUGGACAAGCAAAACAUCAUCAACGACAUCCUGCAGAUGUCAGAGAGCAGCCCGGCCACACCGCCGCAGCAUCCGCAGCACAAGAAUGUUACCGGUGGCAUGGGGCCCACCAAUUUCGGGGGCGUGCGGCCGGGCAGGGGCGGGCCGAUGAGGAGUGUGUCGCUGGAGAUGAGCGCCACGCCGCAGUACCCCAUGAGGACCACCAGCCCGUACGCGCUGGUUCAGCAGCAGCAGCAAAGCAUGGUGGGAGGACACGGCAUGAUGGCGAGCCAGGCCAAUAUGGUCGUCCCAGGACUCGUGGGUCCGGGCGCUACUCGGCUAGGUAUACAGCAGCAACAGCAGGAAGGCUGGGCGGGCUCAGCCUCGGUUCCGCAGCUGGCCCAGAGUCGGAUGGGCCCGGGCGGCGCUCCCAUGAGGCCAGGGCAGCCAGGACCUCGGCAAAUGCUCCAGACCUCCAUGAUGCCCAACGCCCAACUUGACAUGGACAUGAGUAUGGUCGGCCACUUCUCUCAGCAGCAGCAGCAGGCUCCGCCCAAUCAGACGGCACCUUGGCCGGACAGCAUGAUGCCCAUUGAGCAGACUGCUUUUGUCAACCAGAACAGGUCGCUGCACCCGACUCCUCAGGAGGACUUGUUGUGCAGCAUUGGCCUCGGCGAAGGGGGUCCAGUGGACGAGGGGGCCCUCAUGUCUCAGCUGUACUCAGCGCUAAAGGAUUUUGACGGCCUAGAGGAGCUGGACCGGGCGCUCGGCAUCCCCGCUCUGAUCGAACAGAAUCAGACGCUAGACCAGGACCAGUUUGCGCAGGACCCCUCCUCCAUGAUGCUGGAGCAGAAGCCCCCCAUGUACGCCCAGCAGCAGUUUGGCCCGCCCCCGUCCCACAUGGCGCAGAGGGGCUACCCUGGCGCGCCCAUGCAGGAGCCGGGCUUCCACUCGAUGGCCGGCCAGAUGCCGCCGCGUCCCGGUUACCCAAUGAUGAGGAUGCAGGCCCGGGCGGGACUCAGGCCCACCGGGGUGGUGCCCAACCAGCCCAACACGCUGCGCCUUCAGCUGCAACAUCGGCUUCAGUCACAGCAGAACCGACAGCCAAUGAUGACUCAGAUGAGUAGUGUGUCAAAUGUGAACCUACCUCUAAGAUCCAACGCUCCCAAUCAGGGGACCAUCAAUGCCCAGAUGCUGGCGCAGCGUCAACGCGAGAUGCUGAGCAACCACUUGCGACAGCGGCAGCAACAGCAGCAGCGGAGCAUGGCCAUGCGGGCGCAGGGCCUCAACCUGCCGCCCAACAUGAGCGGGCCGCGGAUCCCCCAGGCCAACCCCCAGCAGUUCCCCUACCCGCCCAGCUACGGUACCGGUACAGGCCUGGCCUCGCCACCUCCCCCUAGCAGCCCCUUCUCCUCCCCCUCGCCUCUCUCCUCCCCCAGCCUGCCGUCUCUCCCCGCCAACCCCCAGCUGCACUUGCAUGGCACCUCCUCCUCUUCCUGCUCCACCCCCUCCCCCUCUUCCCAGCAGAUGAUGAUGAUGAUGAUGGGAAACACAAACAUGAUGGGCGGACAGUACGGGACCGUACUCAGCCCCCAAAUGCAGCACAGUGCCUUUCAGUUUCCCAACUCAGGUAUGAGCCAACAGGCGGAGAGUGGUUUCGGGGGUCCCGGUGCACCGCCGAGCCCUCUGCUGUCCCCACGGGUGGCACACGCCCAGCAAUCCCCCAUGAUGCAGCAGGGCCCGGGCGGUACCCCCUUCCAGGGCUCGUCCGACAUCAAUGGCUGGACGCAGGGCAACGUGGCAGGGAGCAGUAUGUUCUCACAACAGCAGGCGUCCCCUCAGUUUAGCCAGCAGCAACAGCAGAAUAAUGGCAGCCUGUUCAACGGUGUCCCUGGCAUGGGCCAGAUGGGCGUCGCAUCCAUGUCCUCGCCCGGCUUGCCCUCCAUGGGACAAGAGCCGAAAUACUGUUAACUCGCAUUGAGUUGGACUUGAGAUGGAGCAACAACAAAACAACAAAAAGUGUACGAACGUAAGCGAGCCAACAGCCCUCAAAGAUUACGAAAUACAGUCAGGCUUCUGUCUGCAUUCACCGUAGUGUGACUUACUGUAGGCCCCCCGGGUACGAGGGGCAAACCACCUCCCCAAUCCCCUCCCACGCCCCGAUGAAUGUAUUCCUCUCAGCGGACUGCGGCUAUUUACAAUCUCAUUGUUAAUAUUUCACCCCCCCCCAAAAAAAGGAAAACCUGACUUUUGGUUUGCCUUUCUGAAGCUUUUCCUUACUGUAUGACGACAAAAAGUUUUAAAAAAGUUUAAAAUUUUUGUUUAAAAGUUUCUGAAGACAAUUCAGAAACGUUUUUGUUAGCCUGAAGGGGGGGUAGCAGGCAACACUGCAGAAGAGCGUUUUGAGGUUUAUAUAGUGUAUUAAAUUAAGUUUUAUUUUUCUGUAUAGAUUCUGUUUUACUAAGAAUAAUUCCUGUAGAUGGCUUAAUCCUUGUAGCAUCCGAGACUUUAUGAGAUUAUAUGAGCUUAUAAUUAAAAACAAAAAAGUCCAAAUCCAAUGACUUGUAUAUACCAAUAAGUGAUACCAUGGUUUUUCUAUUUAUUAGAUUUUUUUUUUUUGUCUUUUGAAGGAGGGGAGGGUCGAUGUCUGCUGACAUCAUCAUAUUUCUUUGUUUUCAGUGCAUCCGGUACAAAGCAGAGCAGGGCGGGGCGGGGCCGCGAUGUAUACAGUGUACAGAUGAUAUCGCUUCUUGCUUCUUGCCUUUAGCGCAGACCACCACCAAACGAGACCAGUCGAGUCGACACAGCCAUACAAUAACUUUUGUUCCAAAAAAAAAGUGCUUUCUAUGUUGUCUGGAGUUUGAAAACAAAAAUUGCUUCAUGCAAGCUGCUAGGUGCAUUUUUUGGUGUCAUGUAAACAAGCAAUAACUGUUUUUUGUAAUUUUUGUACAGUUUCCUAAUUGAGAAUAAGGACACCUUUUUUUGGCUGUGCGUUUGGAUGCAGUAUUAAAACACCCUUUUUCUUUUUUAAAAUGCCGUUUGUAACACUCACAUGUUUUAGAUUAUGCAGCACUGGCUCUUGACAGACAGCCAUAUUGAAAUGUCCUCAGGCAACGAUUCACCUAAAAUGGCGCGCAACUCUUUUUUUUUUUUUAUUAUUAUAUAUCUGUUAAAUUACAAAGGGUGGGGAACCUGCAAUUGUUAAAACAUUAACAUCAUUGAAACGUUAACAUCUGAACCCGCAAAAAACAAAAAAAGGCUCACACUGCAGAAUUAACAAGUGGUCCAUUCUGUUAUUUUGGUAUCGCCCCUUUCAAGCAAAACAUAUUUGCCAGUGCCUUUCACACGGAGCCCGCAAUGACGCCGGUGGCCGUUGUGAUGAUUGCGUUCAACGCAACAGGGUGGGAGAAGCGAGUCCCCCCCCCAACUCCACUUUUCUUCUCACACUGCCACCAUUCCAUUUCGUAUCACAGCACAGAACUUUGCCUGCGAACCAAAUUGCGGUAUGAGCUCCAGAUGGUGGCAGCAAAGCACCAGUUUGGUGAAAAAGAGGCCAAACUGGCAAGCAAAAAUAUUUUUUGCAAUUUUACUUGAGAAGAAAAAUAAAACCUAACGUUGCUGUUAUAAAUGUCAAUUUAUGUUUUAAGGGUGGUCCGACUUAAAUUACUUAAGUUGUGUUUAACGAUGUUGCAUACUUUUUGCCUUAGGAAAUGUCACUAGCUUAAUGCUAACGCUUAAUGCAAAACUUCAUAGACAGGCUAAUAAAUAGCGCCCACGUCGCAGUGCCCUUUAAGCAUUGGCUGUUUGAACAUAAAUAGUGGAGCAACACAAGUAUAUAGACAAUGCAGAUUUUUAGAUCUUUAUUCUCUGCAAAAAUAUUAGUGAGCAUAAUGCAGCUCGAAUGGAUUAAUUUAUUUCCAUUCAUUUCAAUGGGGAAGGGUGAUUUGAAACGUGUUACAAAUUGAUUCAAUUUGUUAGUCAAGGAGUCACUGUUCUUCCUCCAUCCCGAGUAUGUCACACAAAACACACACUGGAUCCUGUUUUUUUAAUUAUCGUAAUGUCUCUGGGAGAAACAGAAAACGGUUCCCCACCCUUCUGAUGUGCUGCGACGCUCCAUGGAGAAAAGCCAAAUAACCCUCACACACCUCAAUUGGAGUUCAGAACCUUGGUUUUGACAUGCUUCUGAUCCUAACGAUGAUGUCAGGUCAACAGGGUCCAAUCAGACGCGGCGUUUGUUGAACGUAUCGCCAACGACUUCUUCUGAAGGGCCAACCCGAUGCGACUUACGAGGCAAUCCUCAACAAGCGCUGAUUUCGAUUGUAUCAAACGAGCCUUCUUGAGCGUUUUUGUCCCUGCCCGUUGCAAAAUUAUUUCCAAAGAACGUGUGAAGAAGCCAUGUGUAGGUGCAACGAUCACUUUCCGCCCCCCCACCCCGCUCCCGAAACAGCUUUUGCUAUUUUUAAUGCCCUUUUGUAUUGUCUGCCAAUUUACUAGAGCUAAAAAAAAAAAAACUAGCAAAUAUGCCUUAGAUCUCGUCCGCUCUUGUAUAUUACGUGGCCGUGUGUAUAAGUUUGUAUAAUGACUUGUACAAAACCAACCGGGUGCGACAUCAUCAUUCACAAGGAAGCGCGAUAUGUUCAUGUAUUAUAAUAGAGUUUCUCCCAGGAACGCUUCGUUGCUUUUCCACAGCUGGUGUGUGUGCGGUUUUUCCUGCAUUGUUCACAAGAAUCACACUGUAGCCCCCCCCCCCCCCCCCUUUUUUGCAACCCAAGCGUGUGUGAGCGCGCGCGCGUGUGUGCGUGUUUUAUGCAAAGUGACACGAGAAGUUAAAAACCACGGUUAUGCAAGUUGUCAACUAUUAUGGCUUCGCUGAUGCUAUUUGCCUUGUAAAUAAAGAAUUCUGUUAUUGACAUA
Syngnathus acus (greater pipefish) is the source of this 7648-nucleotide messenger RNA. RefSeq names its product nuclear receptor coactivator 2 (gene ncoa2). The coding region runs from base 296 to 4705 and encodes 1469 amino acids. Gene Ontology annotation, biological process: positive regulation of transcription by RNA polymerase II; cellular response to hormone stimulus. The record is from RefSeq and is a predicted model, not a curated record. Gene Ontology annotation, molecular function: protein dimerization activity; nuclear receptor binding. Gene Ontology annotation, cellular component: nucleus. Lineage: Eukaryota; Metazoa; Chordata; Actinopteri; Syngnathiformes; Syngnathidae. The transcript is spliced from 22 exons.